This is a messenger RNA of Punctularia strigosozonata HHB-11173 SS5, 1929 nucleotides long. Its product is annotated as CBF-domain-containing protein. The transcript is spliced from 8 exons. The record is from RefSeq and is a predicted model, not a curated record. Gene Ontology annotation, biological process: ribosome biogenesis. Gene Ontology annotation, cellular component: nucleolus; small-subunit processome; Noc4p-Nop14p complex. NCBI's taxonomy places the organism in Eukaryota, Fungi, Basidiomycota, Agaricomycetes, Corticiales, Punctulariaceae. The coding region runs from base 1 to 1929 and encodes 642 amino acids.
AUGGCCCCGUCCUCCCUUCCUCCGGCCAAAAAACGCAAGCUCACCACCGGUAGCACCUCAAACACUGGACAGAAAAUCAAGAAUCUCGAAGAUGAAUUGACUCGUGCCGUCUCGUCCAACGGCUCUCUCAACCCGCUCGCCGACCUCUUCGACUUGCUACGGUCCGCGUCCGAUGCGGAAACCACGUCUAAGGCGAUGUACGCGCUCUACCGCGUGUUUGUGCUCCUUGCUUCCAGCGGACGGCUGAUGCACGUCGUCGGUGUGGAGGAAGAGGAGAAGGAGAGGCUCGUGCGGACCUGGAUCUGGGAACGGCUUGACGGCUACGUCGAUUUUCUGGUUGGACUCCUCCAGGAUCAGGAGAAAGCGCUGCGGACUUCUUCCCUACAGAUACUCCUUUCGCUUCAAAAGCAUCUCUCGACGGCCCUUACCGCCGCUGACCCCGAUCGUCGUCCCAAAUUUCACGUUCCACACUUCCGCAGGAUUGUAUCUGGUCUGCUCACCUGCCCACCAUCCUCGCGCACCGGCGCGUCGUCAAAGACACGCGAGGGAGAAGCUACCGAUGCGGACUUGACCGAAUCUCUGCUGCUCCCGGACGUGCGCGACGCCUUCGUCGAACGCUGGCUCAGCGUGCACGACGACGUGCGAUGGUUCUUCCUCCGCGAGUCCCCGUACGUAAUCUCUUCUUCUACCCUCCUGACCACAACCUCCUCCCCCCGCGCGCCCGAAAACUUGCUCUCGAUCCUCGAGCGACUUGACACCUUCCCUACCGACCCGGCCGAGCUGAACGCGUGGUGGGUCACCGAGCUCGGCGCGAAGCCCCCAAAAACCAAAUCGCGCUCUUCCACCGCUGACGCGGAAGACUCCGACUCCGACUCCGAAUCCGCUCCCAACGCCGAAGACGCGGAGGACGGCGACGACGACGACUGGCGCAAAUUCUUCGACGAUCCGCCGCCCGCGGACGAUGCCCAAAAGAAGGGCAAAUCGAAGGGCAGACGCGCGCGGCUGCACCAGAUGACGGUGCACCAGUCGCUGCACGCGCUUCCGUCGCACCGCGCGGUGUUCACGCGUUGUUGGCUUGCGCUCCUCCCCCGUCUCACGACGACGGAGGACGAUAAGAGCCGAAGGGAGGCGCUCGCGAUGCGAGCCCUGAACGUGAUGCACCGCGGUGUGCUGCCACAUUUAACACGCGCGGUGCUCGUCAUGGACUGGGUUGGGACCUGCGUCGACUACGGUGGCACGGUCGGCUUGCUGGCCCUGAACGCGCUCUGGAUCUUGAUCCGAGAUUAUAAUCUCGACUAUCCUUCGUUCUAUACGCGGCUGUACGCCUUUCUCGAUCGCGACGUGUUACACCUCAAACAUCGCGCCCGGUUCUUCCGCAUGACGGAGCUCUUCCUCAGCUCGACCCACCUUCCGGCGACGCUCCUCGCGUCCUUCGUGAAACGUCUCACGCGGCUCUCGCUCAGCGCUCCGCCGGCGGCCGUGAUCAUGCUCGUCCCGUUCACGUACAACAUCCUCAAGCGGCAUCCGGCGCUUAUGGCCAUGAUCCACCGCGUCCCCGAAGACGACUCGUCCCCUUCGGAUCACGACCCGUUCGUGGCGGACGAGCCGAACCCGAACGCGACGCGCGCGCUCGAGUCGUCCCUGUGGGAGCUGCACGCGCACGUGCGGCACUACCACCCGCCGGCGGCGACGCUCGCGCGCGUGUUCGAGGCGCCGUUCACCAAGCCGGCGUACGCGACCGAGGACUUUUUGGACCACACGUACGGCACGCUGUUCGAGACGGAGGUGAAGCGCAGGAUCAAGAAGGAGCCGGUGGUGGAGGCGGAGCUGCCGAAGGUGCUGUUCCCUCGGGGCGCUGCCUUAGAGGAAGCGGAGGAGCUGGCCAGUGCGGGCGGUGUGGAUGCUGUCGCCGAGACUUGGGUAUUCUGA